ACAGAAAGUGUGUGUGAAGGCCUUUACCGCUAGCCGCUUCCGCCACUGCAGCACUCCGUGCUGCUCAUGGUUCAUCCACAAGCAGCAGUGGUGAAUAAUGGCUGCGUUCAGAAAACAUAGCUGAUCAGUGAGCGGUUAGUGAUUAUUGGUCCUUACUGUUAGAUCCCUAACUUUAGACCAAUUACAUUGAUUAAUUACUCAACCGUUGUGUAACCGCUGUAUCUCCUGAAAGCACCUAAUGUGUCAUCAUGUGUGAGUCAUACGAAUAUACGGACGGCAUUAACGCCGGUGCGUGUACAUAUAAGAGUGUUUCAAGACUGAAGGUCAAUACUUCAGGAAACCAUUCUUUACAUAAUUCUGAAUUAAAAAGUUCAUAUGAAUAUGUGUUUUAUUCGCAAUGGUUGCCGAGAAAAAUCAAUUUAAUAUAUUUUGACCAACGUAACGCGUGAAUCAUGUUUUCUGAUUCCGAGGCGAAUGAUCUUCUACUUACUGUACGUACAACUGCUGGACGCUGCGCGACAAAUAAAGGAAAGUUACGUACAGCUGCAAUCAGCUACACGCGCGGUUCAUACUCGUGCGUUACGCUGUAUACAAGCAGAUGGUGGCAUCAUUGAAAACACCCUUUAAACUAAGGUGCGCUCAUCGGUCGGACGACCAGUCGGCAGGUGCGAAUUGUCGAUCAGAGCGGCUAACAGCGCCACACCAAAGCGCCUAACCUAGCGAGACACGCGUAACCCGGGACAACCGAGGAUAUGCCGAAGGAAUUGCAGAAUUGGCCUCGCUAUUUGAUGAAGCACGACGGACACAUAUGGGCUAUUAGUACGCGAAUCAAGCCCCGAUCGACAACUGCUUCUGAUCUCCAAGGUGAUAGAAGUCUUUGUCGGUGCUCGCGGGGCUCGAUUCGAAUCAAACUUUGGCGGGUCCACCGCCUUGGAAACCUUACGAAGAUGCCGACAAACGGCAUAAAUCAGCUGUCACAAAGCGCUUUCUUCAAGGGCGCAAUUCCUGCGGCCACUUCUGCACUACCACCACCUCCGCCACCCGCUGGACUCGACUCUAGAAGAAGACUCGUGAGCGAAGUUACGCCGGGAACUCGACAACAACUCCGGUAUAAAUAGAAUGCAGACAUAUUUUCAGCAGCGAGUCCAUCCGGGCGGGGGACGGAGCCGCCGGAUCACGCUGGGACGCGCAUUUCGGAUGUAAUACAAUAAAAUCACAACAACGAGCGUAUAAAGUCAUCCGCUGGCCGGCAACGGGAUUGGCGCUUUGACGACACCAUGUGCCGCGCGGUGAUCCAUCUUAACUGCCAACCCUUGCCACGGACGUGGGACUGUGCAAGUCGAUGACUACGAUGCCACCGUCCGCUAGAGCUGUCCUCCUCGAUCAUCCUCCGAUCGCGAUGAUUUUGCCCGAGCGGCGAUCGCGCGCGUUCCAAGUUGAUCCGACAAAGUCGUUUUCAUAAAUCGACCGCGCGCGCACGACGCCAACGUUUUGUCAGCGGUGCUGUUGCGCGCGUUCCUCACCGCGCGGCGCAACCGAAGGGGGCAGGUUGGCCUUGCGCGAUCAAAUCGAUUCGUCGCACUUUCAUCGAGACGGGCAGACGCCGCGAGUUUCAGCGGAAACCGCAUUCGGCGCGCGGUCGCUCGAUCGUUGACCACUUGAAACCGCGACGAUUUAUUUAUGCGGUGCGUGUGUGCGUUCUUUUUAUGAAUUAUUGAGACUCCUGGACAUUCGCCGCGGCCAUCUGGAUUUACGACGUUAGAAAAACGAGAGAACACACACGCGAAAUUCCUGCAAAAUAUGCUGAAAAGACAUAUCCAUAAAGUGAUAUCUGCAAUCGAUUGAGCAGAUCUGCAAAAUAGUCUGAACACUUCCAUCUUCUGCUCUAACAAUCAAUAAAUAACCGUAAAAUCAACGUGACAAAAUCACAAAGAAAGAUAGGUUAAAAAGGAGGAUUAGUGUCCCGCUGAGUUUGCGGUUAUUUAUUGAUUGUUAGAACAAAAGGAAAAUGCUCCAGCUAUUUUACACAUCUGCUCGAUUAAUGCACUGAGACAAAAAUAUCUAAAAAUUAAAAAAUAUUUAUUUAUUACCAUUAAUAUAUUUACUUAAAAUAAAAUUCUUUUUAUUUAAACCGAGUAAUGUUUACAUAAAGAGAAUUUAAGGU
Messenger RNA from Odontomachus brunneus, 2164 nucleotides. RefSeq lists its product as uncharacterized. The transcript is spliced from 4 exons. Bases 753 to 1118 code for a protein of 121 amino acids. Lineage: Eukaryota; Metazoa; Arthropoda; Insecta; Hymenoptera; Formicidae. The record is from RefSeq and is a predicted model, not a curated record.